AUGAACGGGACAGAAGGCCAAGACUUCUACGUGCCCAUGUCCAACAAGACCGGGGUGGUGCGGAGCCCCUUCGAGUACCCCCAGUACUACCUGGCUGAGCCCUGGAAGUUCUCGGCGCUGGCUGCCUACAUGUUCAUGCUGAUCCUGCUCGGCUUCCCCGUCAACUUCCUCACGCUGUAUGUCACCAUCCAGCACAAGAAGCUCCGGACACCUCUAAACUACAUCCUCCUGAACCUGGCGGUCGCCGACCUCUUCAUGGUCUUUGGAGGCUUCACGACCACCAUGUACACUUCGAUGAAUGGGUACUUUGUCUUUGGAGUAACAGGGUGCUACAUCGAAGGCUUCUUUGCUACACUGGGUGGUGAAAUUGCGCUCUGGUCACUGGUCGUGCUGGCUGUCGAGCGGUACGUAGUGGUCUGCAAGCCCAUGAGCAACUUCCGCUUCGGGGAGAACCACGCCAUCAUGGGGGUUGCCUUCUCCUGGAUCAUGGCCUUGGCGUGCGCGGCUCCCCCGCUCUUCGGCUGGUCACGGUACAUCCCUGAGGGCAUGCAGUGCUCGUGCGGGAUCGACUACUACACGCUGAAGCCAGAGAUCAACAACGAAUCGUUCGUCAUCUACAUGUUUGUGGUUCACUUCAUGAUCCCGCUGACGGUCAUAUUCUUCUGCUACGGGAACCUGGUUUGCACCGUGAAGGAGGCUGCCGCCCAGCAGCAGGAGUCUGCCACCACCCAGAAGGCAGAGAAGGAAGUGACCCGCAUGGUCAUCAUCAUGGUCAUUGCCUUCCUCAUCUGCUGGGUCCCCUACGCCAGCGUCGCUUUCUACAUCUUCACCAACCAGGGGUCAGACUUCGGGCCCAUCUUCAUGACCAUCCCGGCAUUCUUUGCCAAGAGCUCUGCCAUCUAUAACCCUGUGAUUUACAUCGUAAUGAACAAACAGUUCCGUAACUGCAUGAUCACAACCCUCUGCUGCGGCAAGAAUCCGCUGGGUGACGAGGACACGUCUGCUGGCAAGACAGAGACCUCCUCCGUCUCCACCAGCCAGGUCUCCCCCGCAUAG
Messenger RNA from Cygnus atratus (black swan), 1056 nucleotides. It is a transcript of the gene RHO, whose product is annotated as rhodopsin. NCBI's taxonomy places the organism in Eukaryota, Metazoa, Chordata, Aves, Anseriformes, Anatidae. The transcript has 5 exons. Gene Ontology annotation, molecular function: G protein-coupled receptor activity. Gene Ontology annotation, cellular component: photoreceptor outer segment; membrane. The record is from RefSeq and is a predicted model, not a curated record. Gene Ontology annotation, biological process: G protein-coupled receptor signaling pathway; visual perception; phototransduction. The coding region runs from base 1 to 1056 and encodes 351 amino acids.